Messenger RNA from Peniophora sp. CBMAI 1063, 1053 nucleotides. Lineage: Eukaryota; Fungi; Basidiomycota; Agaricomycetes; Russulales; Peniophoraceae. The record is from the annotation of a GenBank genome assembly.
AUGAACUUUCAGGGCCUCGGAAACAACGGCGUUGUCGACCCUUGGGCUGCUCUCGGCAUACCGCCUCCAGCUGCACCCGACGCAGUGGGUGGGCAACCACAGCCAGCGCCGAACCCGCUUCUAGCCCAAAUCCAAAAUAUGCUGAACCCUGGCCUCGGUGCGAAUCCCCAACUCGCCUUCCUCGCCAUGCAACUGCUACAGGGACAACAGCCUCCUGCGCAACAGCCGCAACCCGGCCCGCAAAACCUUGACCAUCAUCAGCCGCCUACUCAACUCUCAGCGCAGCAAGCAAAGGAGAAGGUAUAUUGUGACGCACACUCGGAGAAGGUCGACGCGACGCUCGCGUUGUUCAUCAGCGCUGGCCAAAGCGCUGGCGAGUCCAAAUUCGUCGCGUUGGAGAACAUGAACGCCCGACAUGGCCACUCCUCCGACUGGUGGAAAGACUACUACCUCGUCCACCAGAGCCGUAUAGACGCCCUGGUUUCUUCGUUCAACGGUCAAGCAUGCUCAACACCGACACAACCCCUGGCGGGUCCAUCUCAAUCCUCCCACCCUUCCUCUUCAUCUAGAACGGCUAAACGCCACAGGUCACCGUCGACCUCAAGCUCUAUAAUUGACAUCACCGACGAGGUUAUCUCCACUUCGUCUGGACGAUCUCGGAAGGUUUCUCGUCGCAUACGCGAUCACGAGGAAGCGUCGUCCAGUACUGUCAAAAGUAACAAGACCGACCUCGCCGUGCCGUCAAAACUACCCACGGAACCUCCCAAAUCACCUCAGCCUGUGAAGUACCAAGAGGGCAAGUAUCGGUACACGCCCGAAGACGAGACGUUCUUCGUCGACUUAAUACUUUGGCAUGCGAAGAUGUCUCCCGACGCCAACAAGACCGAUAUCGUGCGCGACCUGGCCGAAAGAGCGCCUCAACACUCGAUAGCCUCGUGGGUAACGUUUUGGGGAAUGCACAAGGCCAGCGACAUCUUGGAACGCGGUCUGCGCAUGGCAAGGGUGGAAGCCGCUGCCCGAGCGGUGAAAACCGAGGCGCGCGAGUGGGAAUGA